Molecule: messenger RNA, 2848 nt
Organism: Uranotaenia lowii
Lineage: Eukaryota; Metazoa; Arthropoda; Insecta; Diptera; Culicidae
Gene: Neurochondrin
Product: neurochondrin homolog
Exons: 2
Coding region: 540-2726 (728 amino acids)
Biological process (GO): neuron projection development; regulation of neuronal synaptic plasticity
Cellular component (GO): dendrite
Source: RefSeq, a predicted model, not a curated record
GUAUAGACAGCCAAAUCUAGAAAACUGGCUACCCGGUCUAUUUGUAUGUCACAAAAGAGAUAAUCGAAACAGCAUGCGAAGAGAAAUCAAAAAGAAAACAAAAUAAAUGUGAAUUUCUGAAAGGGACAUGGAAUUAUUUUUAGAAGCGGUGCUUAAACGUUUUAUUGUUACCAGGAAUGCCAUUGUCCAAAUUCUGGUUCUACAUUUCUUCUGAUUAUUAAAAAGAAAUAUUUUCAAAUCGGUAAAAACCGAACGAAGGUGCGAAAUUGAAUUGCUGUUUCUGGUCGGUGAAAAUCAGGACGGCUUUUCCGUAACAUUUUCUCGGAGCAAGAACAUUUUCUCGGGAGAGGUGUGUUGUAUGUGUUGAAUCCCACUCGAUCCUAUAGAAGAGGAAAAUUGAUCCUCAUUGACUCAGUCGAGAUUUGAUCGUGAACCGCUACGGAAGUCAAAGCUUGAGUAGAAAAUCCAACACUCGGAAAAGUGCUCUUUGGAACACUCAGAAUUUAUUCCAUAUAAGGAAGUACCGUGCCACGGACAUCAUGUCGGACCAAAUAAGUGACCCAAUUCGGAAAUGUUCGAUCAUUCUUAAAAAUGCCAAAAGUGAUACGGAAAAAUUUGCAGCACUAUUUAUGGUCACGAAACUGAUCAAGGGCAAGGAUUGCAACGAGGCCGGAAAACGCUUGCUGUUUGAUUCGAUUGGGUUCGAUUUCGUCCGACGACUGCUGAUUGGAGGCAAAGACGUGCCGGAUGCUUCCGCAUACCAGAGUGUAGCGCUUUCGAUUUUGAGCUGUUUCUGUGAAAAUGAGGACCUGGCCACACAUCCCGAUAUGCUUGGCAGUAUACCGGUGUUCCUGGGAAUCGUAUCGACUUGUGAUGACGAUGAGUAUGAUGAUAACUUGAUCGUAAUCAAUGAGGCUUACCACUGCCUGCAAAGCAUCGCUUCAUACGAAAAAGGCCGGGUAGCCCUGAGAGAGGCAGGAAUUAUCAAAAAGUUGGCUGAAAUUUAUACCCAGCAAAGUUUUCAGAUUGACGAGGCAUUGACGCUGAUCGUGACUCUGGUGAGCCAUUUCGGACCGGCAUCCUGGGAAGAGGAUCCUAAAUUAUUUCACUCUUUAUUGCAACGAGUGUCGUUGGACUUCGAAACGGAUCAUGCAGAGAGGAAGUUUGAACUCGCGGAAAUGAUCUCAGUUUUACUGUUUACCUGUCGGAAGGAGUUAAUUGCAAAAACUUUGCACGAAGAGAUUUGGCCAGCAUGUUUGUACAAGGGUGUUAGCGACAUUUUGAAGAGCAAAAUUGGAAAGGCACAACGUGACCCAACACUUAAGCUGACGGCGAACAUUUUGGAAAUUUUGGGAAUAGAAUGGACCUUGAACGAUUCGGAUAAUCCGAAAAAGUUUUUCCUUCUACUGCUACAAUUAGCAGCAAUCGAGGUUCGCAUGCAAAUGGAUAAUAAAAGCUUCAACCAAGUUCUGGUGCAAGCUGAUUUGAUUACAGCCUGUUUCAUUAUUUUGGAACUUUCUAUAAAUUACAUGUCGACAGAUCAACUGGACCUUGAUCAAAAAGAAAAGCAGCAAGUCUAUACAGGAUUGAAAGGAGCUUUUAGUGCAGUUUUGUCUGUUUUCACUAAACUAUCGAACGACACCCGAAAGGACAAAUUGCAAAAGAAUGAAAAAGCGUUUGCCUGUGCCAUGAUUCGAGUACUUUGUGCCUGGAUGGCUCAAGAAACAUCUGCCCUGAAAGCAGAAGUCUUCAAACUCAUCCCAUUCAUACUUCAGCUGGCCAAUGAAUCUUUCUACGCAUCCAGAGAUCAUCGUAUUAAGGCUCGUACCCAACCGACCGCAGAGUCGACCCCUGCUGAUGUUCUACGUGUUACACUACCGGCGAUGUGCCAUCUUGUCGUCGAAGAACAGGCUCGCAAGAUAUUCCUUAAAGAAAAGCAAGAACAAGUUUUGUUUGAUUGUCUCCAGUUUCAUUGGACUAUUGCCCACUACAAAAAACCUCCAGUGCCACGUGCUGAACGACUGAAACGUAUGAAUGAACCAGAUCCAGAAAUGACUCCUCAACAGCUGGAGGACAUGAAGGAUUCACGAACAGCGAUCGUAUCAUUGUGCAACAUUUUUAUGAACAUCACUGUUUUAGAACCAAAGCUCGUUGAAGAAAGUCCAGUAUUUGCUCAACUUCUUCGUUUUAUCUUUGAAAAUCUUCCAGAGCUCAAGGACACGCCUGAUAAUCUGGUUAUGCAUGGACAUUUGGCUGUUUUGGGUUUGCUUUUACUCAAACAACAAUCUACAAAAAUUAAGAAGAAUGAUUUUUCAAUCUGUCGAUAUAUUCAAACUACCAUUCGGUUCCUGUGGGAUGCCUACAGCAUCGACGAAUCCAACGAUCCCCAGGCACUGGUUGUUUCCCUAGCCUAUAAGGAGUACUGGUUUGAAAUCAUGGAGCUGUGGUUCUUAGGAAUGCAAACCAUGAGUGGCAUUAUCAAAUUGAUACCAUGGAUUUCGGACUUUGCCAUCGAAUCUGGUUGGGCAGAAGGCAUUAUCGAAGUACUCCGAAAAGUCAAAAUCGGAACCCUCCCUCCGAAUGUAAAGUUGGCUUAUGAAGACUUCCUGUCGCAACUGGUCGAUGCCAACUCGUCGGUUGCCGCUGUGCUGAAGAAAGCUGACGCUCUCAAAGCCUGCAGGAACCAUCGGAUGAUGGAGCUCGGAAAGAAGCUGUUUGGCGAUUAGGAUGUAGAUUUUGCAAGCUUUUUAUUUGAUAAGUGAUUCCUAGUGAUUUUUGUGUUUUAUUCUAUACAAUGUGUACUUCAAAAGUAUGUUUUGCCAAUAAAUCAGAUACCUGUAUAAAAUAA